Saimiri boliviensis boliviensis (Bolivian squirrel monkey) is the source of this 4252-nucleotide messenger RNA. RefSeq names its product zinc finger protein with KRAB and SCAN domains 8. Gene Ontology annotation, biological process: regulation of immune system process; negative regulation of transcription by RNA polymerase II; regulation of cytokine production. Gene Ontology annotation, molecular function: DNA-binding transcription repressor activity, RNA polymerase II-specific; RNA polymerase II cis-regulatory region sequence-specific DNA binding. The record is from RefSeq and is a predicted model, not a curated record. Lineage: Eukaryota; Metazoa; Chordata; Mammalia; Primates; Cebidae. Gene Ontology annotation, cellular component: nucleoplasm.
CGGUGCUGUGCCUCCGCUGAUUUGGGAAGUUAGUGGCCGGAGGGGCAGGUCGAGUGUAAUUCUCGUCCCCUUUUCUCCCCGACCUCCUUCCCUGUCUGUUUAUCUUUUGCAGCCUCCCUUCCCCACGCCGGGCCGCCUCUGCAACUCACAAAUUCAACAUUAUCAGAAUGCCUGUUUCAUUUGUUAAAGCAAACUGAAGUUAGCCAACGCGGAACUCUGGGAGGGGCCCCAUUUCCAAAACUGAAGUACCCUUAGAAAAAGAGACCCUCAGAAGAGUCUUCUCUUAAGAAGAUAAAGAAGGUAGUGGAAACGAGCCUCCUGAGCUUUUCAGGCCAUAAAUGGCUGAAGAAACAAGAAAGCCUUCAGCCCCAUCCUCACCAAACCAGACGCCUGAAGAGGAUCUUGUAAUCGUCAAGGUAGAGGAGGAUCAUGGUUGGGACCAGGAAUCUAGUCUGCAUGAAAAUAACCCUCCUGGCCACGAACUGUUCCGCCUGCGCUUCAGGCAGUUAUGCUAUCAGGAGACACUAGGACCCCGAGAAGCUCUGAUCCAACUACGGGCACUUUGCCAUCAGUGGCUGAGGCCAGAUUUGAACACCAAGGAGCAGAUCCUGGAGCUGCUGGUGCUGGAGCAGUUCUUAACCAUCCUACCUGAGGAGCUCCAGACUCUGGUUAAGGAACAUCAGCUAGAGAACGGAGAGGAGGUGGUGACCCUAUUAGAGGAUUUGGAAAGGCAGAUCGAUAUACUAGGACGACCAGUGUCAGCUCGUGUACGUGGACAUAGGGUACUCUGGGAGGAGGUAGUACAUUCAGAAUCUGCACCAGAGCCUCCAAGUACUCAGCUCCAAUCUGAGGCAACCCAGCAUAAAUCUCCAAUGUCCCAAGGGUCACAAGAGAGAGCCAUGUCUACUUCUCAGAGUCCUACUUCUUCCCAGAAAGGAAGUUCUGGAAACCAGGAGAUGACAGCUACACUUCUCACAGCAGGAUUCCAGACUUUGGAGAAGAUUGAAGAUAUGGCUGUGUCCCUUAUUCGAGAGGAGUGGCUUCUUGAUCCAUCACAGAAGGAUCUGAGUAGAGAUAACAGGCCGGAAAAUUUCAGAAACAUGUUCUCCCUGGGUGGUGAGACCAGGAGUGAGAACAGGGAAUUGGCUUCAAAACAGGUAAUAUCUACUGGAAUCCAACCACAUGGAGAGACAGCUGCCAAAUGCAACGGGGAUGUUAUCGGGGGUCUUGAGCAUGGAGAAGCCCGAGACCUUCUGGGCAGAUUAGAGAGGCAGCGGGGAAAUCCCACACAAGAGAGACGACACAAAUGUGAUGAAUGUGGGAAAAGCUUUGCUCAGAGCUCGGGCCUUGUUCGCCACUGGAGAAUCCACACUGGGGAGAAGCCCUAUCAGUGUAAUGUGUGUGGUAAAGCCUUCAGUUACAGGUCAGCCCUUCUUUCACAUCAGGAUAUCCAUAACAAAGUAAAACGCUAUCACUGUAAGGAGUGUGGUAAAGCCUUCAGUCAGAACACAGGCCUGAUUCUGCACCAGAGAAUUCACACUGGGGAGAAGCCGUAUCAGUGCAAUCAGUGUGGGAAGGCUUUCAGUCAGAGUGCAGGCCUUAUUCUGCACCAGAGAAUCCACAGUGGGGAGAGACCCUAUGAAUGUAAUGAGUGUGGGAAAGCUUUCAGUCAUAGCUCACACCUCAUUGGACAUCAGAGAAUCCACACUGGGGAGAAGCCCUAUGAGUGUGAUGAGUGUGGGAAAACCUUCAGGCGGAGUUCACAUCUUAUUGGUCAUCAGAGGAGCCACACUGGGGAGAAACCCUACAAAUGCAAUGAGUGUGGGAGGGCCUUCAGUCAGAAGUCAGGCCUUAUUGAACAUCAGAGAAUCCACACUGGAGAAAGACCCUAUAAAUGUAAAGAAUGUGGGAAAGCUUUCAAUGGGAACACUGGUCUCAUUCAACACCUGAGAAUUCACACAGGGGAGAAGCCCUACCAAUGUAAUGAGUGUGGGAAAGCCUUUAUUCAGAGGUCAAGUCUCAUUCGACAUCAGAGAAUUCACAGUGGUGAAAAAUCUGAAUCUGUAGGAGUUUAGGAACAGCUUCAGUUAUAGUUUGAGCAUUAUUCAGCAUUAGAGAAACCACACAGUGGUGAGAGGUCUUUCAGUGUACUAAAAGGCAGAAAGGUCAUUGCAACUUUAGUGCCAGAAUCUAUAGUGGUGGCAAAGUUAGAAUAGCUUUUUAGUAAUUUGGGCCCAGUGCCUUCAUGAUUGAUUAGCUUGACUGUCUUUGAAAGUAUCUGAUGGAGCUCCUGAUGGUCUAAUGUAUCCUUUAGAAAUUUAAAAUAGCAUUAGAGCAAGUUGCUUGUCAUGGCUUGAGGCACUUAAUUUUGUCUUUUGGGUGAGUAGCUAUAGGAUUGAGAGAGGCUGCUACUCCUAGUUCCUCUGCUUAUUCCUAUCUCCUGUGAUCCCCCUCCCAUUUAUUCCCUUGAAGGUGCCCUUGUAUUCCUAAUCUGAUCUAAGAAGCUGCUCUAGAGUCAGAAGUAGCUUCUGUAUGAAACUUAUAUUUGUAUGUAGCUUUCUAGAAAAAUUUUUACAGACACUUAAUGUAUUUAUGCUUAAGUGUGCAUUUUUUUAUUCUAAAUUCCCUCUAGUCAGUGGGAAUUUGUAUUCCCAUACAAACUCAGAAUGCUAUAUUUUUUAACAGCACUCAUUUUUCUUCAUAUAUGACCUUCACUGACUCCAUUGAGUCACUGACCAUUCAUACAUAUCCUUCACCACCCCCAGUCCCAGUACCUGUGUCAGCAUCGGAAGUGGGCACACUAGUGACGGUUAUGGGAGUUAAUACAGAGAAAGAAGUGAGUGGAAACUCAGCCCAGAUGUUCUUGAGCCUGAAUAGUUACACACUUUGGUGACUUACGACUCUCCUUCCACCUCCCCACUGUACACUGUGGUACAAAUAGAUGUUUGCACUAACCUAGUUAUGGCAUCAGAUAGGAGAUGGAGACAGAGGUGCUUUAGGAAGACAAAACUCCUUAUAAAGAAUGUAUACUCAUCCUUUUUGGCCCAUUACAGUACUGCUUUCUCAGGUUCUUAUCAGCCUGUGCAAACUCCCUGACAAGAUAGUCUGUCACUCCUGUCAUUACCUUGUACCCACCUCUUUAGAUGGCCUCAGCACCUCACUCAUUAUUCUCCAUCUGUUUCUUGCCAUUAGUUUAUAUGACUUUAAUAUCCACAGUGAUAAUCUAAUACCUUACCUUACAGUUUUUCAUUCUUUUGAAAUCUGGUGCACUCCAUCUGUAAUCCAUGUCUGUAAUCUACCAACAAAGAUAUACUAUUAAACUCACUAUCAUCAGGUACUAUAUUUCGUCUUUGAGGCUUUCACUAUACCAAGGAAUACUGUAUAAAGUAAUGAGGCUUGUUUAAAGUAACAUGCCAGAACUUACGCAUCCAGUGUGGGUUAUCACUUAUUAUUCCCAAGUACUGUUAUACCAAUAGUACUACUAUAUGCUUCCAGAUAUUUGGAACACUCUUAGAAUUCCCAUUUAAUAAACAAUAUGAGAAAACCCUCUGUUACACUUCAUUUUAAUCAUUUGAGUAGCCAGUUAUUUACCAGAGUUGGAAUUGAGUAAUUUUUGGCUUACCAAAAUUUACCUUCAAACUUAAAAUUGAUUCCAUUAAACCUAUUCGGAAGAAAAUUAUAUAGGUUUUGGUGAAAAGUUCAUGAUUUCACCCUGUGACUGUCCUGAAAAGGAAUAACAGUUAAUCAUAUAAUUUUUUAUUGAUAGAUCAAAAAAAGCAAUCAAAAUCUUUCCUCAUAGAGGACCACCUUUUGAAUCAUAAAUUCUUUCCCUAUAACUUUCCUUCUCUGCCUCCCUAAAGCCUUGAUCACCAACAACAUCAUAGUUAAUCUACAUCAAUUUCAUUAAGCAGUUGGUGAAUGAAGGCACCCAUCAUUUGUCACAUUGGUUUUCAACAGUCCUUUUCAUUAUCAUUUAUUUUCUUAUCCUCCCUUCUUUUGUUUCUUACUUUGAUUUAUAAGUUGCCAUUCCUAAUUUCUUUGUACUUGAAAUUUCAAGAAACCAAAAACAAGUAAAUCUGGUUGUAUCUAGACCUUCACUCUCUGUUUUCAGUUGUGCCUUACCCUUGGUAAGAUACUGAUUCUUCCUGGUGCCAGUACUACCUUGUAAGCAAAUCCUAAGUAUGAUCGGUACAUUGUCAGAAGGAAAAUGUGUGUGUGUGCACAUGUGUAUGUACACACACACCUGCUGUAC